UUUUAACAAUUCUUUUGAUAGGUAAUGCCAAUUUUCCCUCAUAUUGUAAAUCUUCCUUUGGAGAAGUUCCAAGCAGCACUUGGUCGCAUAUUGCAGGGAUCAUCACAAUCUAGUCCGGUGCUUACUCCUGCUGAAAUUUUAAUUGCAAUUCAUGGAAUUGAUCCUGAAAGGGACGGAAUUCCCUUGAAAAAGGUCACAGACGCUUGCAAUGCUUGCUUUGAGCUGCCGCAAACUUUUACUCAAGAAGUUAUUGCCAGAGUUUUGAAUCAGUUGGUGUGUUAUGUGGAAUUUUUAUUGUGUGCCUUAAUUGAGGAAUCCAACUUGUAGUUGAUUGUUUACAGCUUACAAAUAUAGCUCUAGUUUUGAAGCCCCACAUAUAUAUUCAUCGAAACUGCCAUUUGUCUUUUCUCUAUUGCCCUGUUAAUAUUCUACCUUCAAUUUAGAUAAUUAUUUUCCGACUGAAAAGAUUCUAA
This is a messenger RNA of Cajanus cajan (pigeon pea), 473 nucleotides long. RefSeq lists its product as uncharacterized. The record is from RefSeq and is a predicted model, not a curated record. Lineage: Eukaryota; Viridiplantae; Streptophyta; Magnoliopsida; Fabales; Fabaceae.